UUUGGUGUCAUUGAACUUGGGGAGGCCUCUCUCUUGUCAUUAUCAUUUCUAUUAGCGUAUUAAAUCAAGCUCUGAUUAACCCGUCUUUUUUUUCACAAUUUUAGUUUUGUGUGUUGCAUAGUAUCCCUUUUCUAAAGAUGGGCAAUGAUAAAACUGAGACAUCAAUUGUUUGUCUAUCCGGCAAAUAUGUCGGUUUGAAGGCCAUUAAAAGUGCCCCCGAUGUAGAUCGACGUAUGGCCAAUGCUAAGUUACUAGAGCACAAUCCACUCCCCCAAAUUAAUGAAGUAAAGUUCUGCAGACAUGAAUUGCUGCGUGUUGCUGAACAUUUGGGUUAUGCUCCAGAUUACUUCUUCACAGUAGAUGGCAAUCCAACUAACUUGAAGGUCUCGCAGGGCGAUCUUAUGGACUCUAAAUUUGUUGCCGCCGUUGACAAAAACGAAGUAAAGGUGCAUAAGUUGAAGGACGGUGAUGUACCAAGGAAUCGUAACGGCCUGGAUUUGGAAAAAAUAAGAGACGAUGCUAAUGGCGGUUGCUAUGAUUGGAAGAUGUCGGGGACAGUAUCUCGUCCACCCUCGAAGCUUCCUCAUUCCUCUAGUUCAGACCGGAAGAGGCGCGGGAAAUGAAGGGCCAAAAUCUCUGUGAAGUUCCCUGCAGUCGUUUCUGGAUGGAUAAAAGAAUGGUGGCGCAGAAUCUUUGGCAAAAGUGGGCUAGUAAAUUGUAGCAGUCAUUUUAUACAUGUUUUUUUUUUUCAUAUUUCUAGUUGAACGAUGUAUUUCUAGUUUAAGGAGGUCGUAUGUGUUAUGAACCUCGCAAGUG
Messenger RNA from Coffea arabica (coffee), 816 nucleotides. The record is from RefSeq and is a predicted model, not a curated record. NCBI's taxonomy places the organism in Eukaryota, Viridiplantae, Streptophyta, Magnoliopsida, Gentianales, Rubiaceae.